AUGGAUAAAGGUUCAAGUUCUGAUAGCAAUAUAUCUUUAGAUAGCUUAGAGCAUAAUUUUAAUAGAAACACAAAACUAAAAUGUGAUUCACCUUCAGAUGACAAUAACAUUGAUACAAUAUUAGUACCAUUUUACGAGAAAGAUGUACUUAUAAAAGUAAACAAAGUUCAUAAAAAGAAGAUAUUAGAAGAACGAGAACAUCGUUCAAGAAAGGAUACUCAUUCGAGAAGCAGUUAUCUUGUUAAAAGAGACGUUAAAAAAGAUAAGCGUUCAUCGUAUUUAGAGAAGUUUCGAAAACAAUUCACCAUUCACCAUAAUGUUGGAAAGAAGGAAGAGGAGCACGAAAUACGUUCUUUAUCUCCCGAAUUUGGAGAUACUGAAAGAGAAAGCUUCGGGGAAGAAGAUAACAGCCCAGUAAAUGAGUUCUAUGAGACAGAAGCUUAUAAUGAAAUGUAUUAUGAUAAAAUUCUUAACAGUGAGCUUGAGAAUUAUUCAGAACAUUCUUUUGACGCAGGUCUAAAUUUGGAUGACGAUAAAAGUCAAUCUGCCGAUGAAAAUAAUCUGAAAAGUAUAUCUGAAGUUUCUCAGCCACGUCGUCGCAUGAGAAGAGCUACCGUUCAACCUUUACAUAAUAUGAAACUAGGUGGCCUUGGUCCAGAUAUGGAGAAAAUCAAGCCAAGAUUAGAAAGAGCUCGAAGUUUGCAGCGGUAUUCAGAAAAAGUUAGAAUGGAAAACAGAUUAAAGAUUUAUAAGAAAUCACUUCAGAUAGAGCUCGAAAAGAGAACGAAUGCAAAUAAUUCUGCAAGACAACGGUGCUCGUCGAAAGAUUCUCCAAAAGUAGAACAGAAUGCAUCUUAUCUCGUCAACAAUUCAAUAGAAAAUGGAACUUCCAAAAUAGUAAAAAAAUCUGAAAUAAAACCUAAAUCAGCAAACAUGAAAAGGAAUGAAAAAUAUCAAAUUAAAAACGAAGUUAAAAAACAUGGAAAUAAUAAGCAGAGUGCCCAUACGCAUGAAACUAAAACUAAUGCAUUACAACAUUCUAACUCUAAUCAAUAUAACAAAAAAGUAGAAGAUGACAGAAAUAUUAAUAUAACGAAAUCUGUCAGAUCUAGUGCAAGAAGUAGAGGUAUUAAUACCGAUAAAGAGAAAACAGGAGAUGAUGUGCCACCAGUACAAAUAAGUUUUAUGGUCAACGUUGGCGGUGUUCGACCUUCCAGUGCAUUGCGAACAUUGGAAGAAAAACACAAGAUGUACCAAGAACAAAUUGAUUCUCAAACGUGUCCUUCUACCAGUUCAGAAUUGAAUAGGAGCAAUAAAAACUGUCUAGUCGACUAUAGCUCAACAGACUCUGACACUGCAAACAAUAACGUGUUAGCUGAACUAAACAGGCCUCAUGAUACAAUCAGACGACCAAUAAUUCACAGUUCUGAGUCAGAUACUUCUAUUACUGAUAAUUAUGAAGAAGAAGCAUUCAUUUUGCAUCAUCGAUCUCGACUACAAAAUGUUGCAGAGCAGGCUUUAAAUGUAUACAAUUCAUCUGAAGAUGAAAAUGAAUAUCAGCUAUCAUUGCCACAAGAUCAAGGUACUCCUAUCAAACAAAUUAGGACCUCGUGUCACAACAAUGUUAAUGUAAAAACGCAAGGCUCUGAAACAAGUAACGACGACGACUCGGAUUACAAUAUUCCAUUAGAAAGACUGAGAAUCAAAAAGAGUCUUAAAACCCCAUUUCAAAAAUUAUUGUCUACACCAAACUAUGCCGUCAUAAAACAAAAACCAAGGCGCAAAGCAAUCAAUUAUAAAGGCCGCAUAAUAACAAAGGAUAUAUUUACUGACAGAGAAAAUAAAAAAGAACGCCAAAGGAACCAAAAAGCAUCUAAUAGUGGAAUUAAGAAGAACCAAAAGAAAAAAAAAGUUUACAAUAAAAAAACAAAAGAAAAUCACAACACAAUAGAUGAAGAAGACAAGUGGUACUGUUACGCGUGUAAUGAAGAGCGGUUUUUAGCAAUGCGAAAAUGUUUUUCAUGCAACAAAUGGUUCCACGAAGAAUGCUUGGGCUUAACGAAAAAGGAUAUGGAUUUUGAAUGUCCAAUGUGCAACUAA
Diatraea saccharalis (sugarcane borer) is the source of this 2100-nucleotide messenger RNA. The record is from the annotation of a GenBank genome assembly. Lineage: Eukaryota; Metazoa; Arthropoda; Insecta; Lepidoptera; Crambidae.